Fundulus heteroclitus (mummichog) is the source of this 3848-nucleotide messenger RNA. It is a transcript of the gene aco2, whose product is annotated as aconitase 2, mitochondrial. Gene Ontology annotation, cellular component: cytosol; mitochondrion. The record is from RefSeq and is a predicted model, not a curated record. Gene Ontology annotation, biological process: tricarboxylic acid cycle. Lineage: Eukaryota; Metazoa; Chordata; Actinopteri; Cyprinodontiformes; Fundulidae. Gene Ontology annotation, molecular function: 4 iron, 4 sulfur cluster binding; aconitate hydratase activity.
CUGCCUCUCACCACAGAGGAAGAGAAAAAGGCUUUACAAUCGCGUGACGUCACGUGCGACCCUCACAUCUUUGUCAGUGAACAAAAUGGCAACCUACUGUCUGACAGUGUCCCGGCUCCAGCUGGCCCUGGGUCACGGUGCUCGGCGCCUGCAUGUAUCGGCCGCUUACAGAGCCAAGGCCAAAGUGGCCAUGAGCCGCUUUGAGCCCGCCUCCUUCAUCAACUACGAGAAGCUCCAGAGCAAUGUCGAAAUUGUCCGAAAAAGGCUCAACCGCCCCCUCACCCUGUCAGAGAAGAUCGUGUACGGCCACCUGGACGACCCCCACCACCAGGAGAUCGACCGCGGCCGCACCUACCUGCGGCUGCGGCCCGACCGCGUGGCCAUGCAGGACGCCACCGCUCAGAUGGCCAUGCUGCAGUUCAUCAGCAGCGGCCUGCCCCGGGUGGCCGUGCCCUCCACCAUCCACUGCGAUCACCUGAUCGAGGCCCAGAUCGGCGGAGUCAAGGAUUUGGCCAGGGCAAAGGAAGUGAACCAAGAGGUCUACAACUUCCUGGCCAGUGCCGGAGCAAAGUAUGGAGUGGGCUUUUGGAAACCUGGCUCUGGAAUCAUCCAUCAGAUCAUCCUGGAGAAUUAUGCCUACCCAGGAGUGAUGCUCAUCGGCACAGAUUCCCACACGCCGAACGGCGGUGGGCUCGGUGCCAUCUGCAUCGGAGUGGGCGGAGCCGACGCCGUAGACGUCAUGGCCGGGAUUCCCUGGGAGCUCAAAUGUCCCAAGGUGAUUGGUGUGCGGUUGACCGGCACCCUCUCUGGCUGGACGUCCCCCAAAGAUAUUAUCCUGAAGGUGGCGGGCAUCCUGACAGUAAAGGGAGGUACAGGAGCCAUCGUUGAGUACCACGGACCAGGAGUUGACUCCAUUUCUUGCACAGGAAUGGCCACUAUUUGCAACAUGGGAGCAGAAAUCGGAGCAACAACCUCCGUGUUUCCUUACAAUCACCGCAUGAGGACUUACCUGGAGAAGACGGGCCGAGGAGAGAUCGCUGCAGUGGCUGAUGAAUACAAGGACUUGUUGGUACCCGACGCAGGCUGCGAGUACGACCAGGUCAUCGAGCUCAAUUUAGACGAGCUCAGGCCCCACAUUAAUGGACCGUUCACCCCUGACUUGGCUCAUCCCGUGUCCGAGGUUGGUGCUGUGGCCAAGAAGCACGGCUGGCCGUUGGAGGUCAAAGUCGGUCUGAUCGGCAGCUGCACCAACUCCAGCUACGAGGACAUGGGCCGCGCCGCCUCCCUGGCCAAACAGGCUCUGGACAAAGGCCUGAAGUGUAAAGCUCAGUUCACAGUCACUCCUGGCUCCGAGCAGAUCCGCGCCACCAUCGAAAGAGACGGAUAUUCAAAGAUCCUCAGUGAUGUCGGAGGUGUGGUCCUUGCCAAUGCAUGUGGACCCUGCAUUGGACAGUGGGACAGGCGGGACGUGAAAAAGGGGGAGAAGAACACCAUCGUUACGUCCUUUAACAGGAACUUUACUGCCAGGAAUGAUGCCAACCCGGCAACACAUGCCUUUGUCACCUCCCCUGAGAUCGUCACUGCCCUCGCCAUUGCUGGGACGUUAGACUUUAACCCAGAGACGGAUUACCUCACAGCCGCCAACGGAGAGAAGUUCAAGCUGGUGCCCCCCACCGGAGACGAAUUACCAGCCAAGGACUUUGAUCCAGGGCAGGACACCUAUCAGCAUCCCCCCAGUGACGGCGUCAGCCUCACCGUCGACGUCAGUCCCCAGAGCAACCGGCUGCAGCUGCUGGAGCCUUUUGACAAGUGGAGUGGAAAUGAUCUGGAAGAUAUGGUGGUCCUCAUCAAGGUGAAGGGAAAAUGCACCACAGACCACAUCAGCGCUGCAGGACCGUGGCUCAAGUUCCGCGGCCACCUGGAUAACAUCUCCAACAACAUGCUGAUCGGUGCCGUCAACUUUGAGAACGAUGCCGUCAACAAGAUAAAGAACCACCUGACUGGAGAGUACGGAGGGGUUCCAGACGUGGCACGACACUACAAGGCCAACGGUGUGUCGUGGGUUGUGGUUGGAGACGAUAACUACGGCGAGGGCUCCAGCAGAGAGCAUGCCGCUCUGGAGCCCAGACAUCUGGGUGGAAGAGCAAUCAUUGUCAAGAGCUUUGCCCGAAUCCAUGAAACAAACCUGAAGAAACAAGGUCUUCUUCCCCUCACCUUUAACAACCCAUCAGAUUAUGACAAGAUUCGCCCUGAUGACAAGAUCUCCAUCAAAGGACUGAAAUCUUUUGCACCAGGAAAGCCCCUGACUGCAGUCGUGAAGCACAGCGACGGCAGCCAGGACACCCUGGUGCUCAACCACACCUUCAACGAGACCCAGAUCGAGUGGUUCCAGGCGGGCUCAGCCCUCAACAGGAUGAAGGAGCUGCAGCACUGAGGGUGGAGGGGGGAACAGGAGGAGGGUCAAGGGGAAAACAGGGUGGUGAAGCUUGGGAGGAAACAGAAUGUCAAAUAAUGGUUUCAUCACCAGGAUUAGCUUGCAGGUUUGACUGAAGUUUAAAUGGCGAGGGAAAGAGGAAUACUUUGUGCUGUCAACCUAAUCUUGUUGAUGGAACAGUAGAGCUCGGUCCGUACAUUUUUUUUAAAAUUUCUGAUUUAUCAGCGUUGCGCGUAUUUUGUAUUUCCAUCCAGCAGUUAGAACCGGUUAUAGACCCGCACACACACUGACACGUUAAGCUGUGAGCUGAACCAUGACACGGUAAACACUGACCCCUGGGAACCACCGGUGUGUUUUUGCAGCUGUUUAAACAAGUCCGUAAAAUGUUGACCAGCUUCUCAGCCAGCUGAACGCAGUCACUCCGUCGCUUUAGGGUCAUCUUAUCUGUUAUUCACAGGUAAAUUCUGUCUUUUCUUACAUUUCUAGAACCGUUUAGCACAGCUGUUAGAUGACAUGGACCUAGAAACAAACUUGACUCCCAUGCUUAAAGCUUUUUUUUAAAGUUUUUCUGCCCCCUGGUGGCCCACAGUCGGCACUGCAGAACGUCCAAGCUGCAGCAGGCAGACCUGUUGUAUGUACAUGAAAGGAACAUAAAGAUUUUGCCAGAUGUACCCAUCAUCAGAUUACUGUAUAUCUAACAGAGCGAGACCAUUAGGGGUCAUUUUUAUAUUUAUGUCUUAGAGUAGGUUUUCAUCACCAAACAGCAUCACUUCAUGUGCAGAGACGUUUGAUUUAAUACAACAUGAGAUUAUUGUAACUUUCCUCCUCUUCCACGAUGCUUCCAAAGCUCUCAUGAUCAGUUCUAAUGAGGUCAAGCACAUUGUGCAGCAUGUUGUUGUAUUCUUUCUGCUGUUAUGUAUUUAUAAAAAAAAAAAUUCUGCAGCAGCUACAGAUCAUUUAAUUUACUGGUAUCCUGUAUUUUUCAGUACUCUUAAUAGUUCUUUUUGCCCUACAGAGAUUGCUGUACUGAGAGUUUAACUGAGCUAUAGUAAUUUUUAGGGUUAAGAAAACUGUUCUUGUUCUGGGCCUUUGUUUAUAGAAAUAACAUUUCCAGCAAAACUUGUAACUCUGGGGAAAAGGUGGGGUCGAUUAGUGAGAUCAGAAACAGACAAAUCAACUUAAAUCACUUCAAAUCUCUGUCCCACAGAUUCCUCUGCCAAUCAGAUGAAGGCUCUUCCUUUAAAACCACUCCAUGUAAAGUGUCUGAUUCUGUGUGCAGUUUAGCGUUUGUUUGAUCCCAGGUGAUCGUCUCUGUAUUACAGAAAUUUCAACAGAUUGUAAAAUAAAAAUUCACUGAUAUCAUUUCUGCAGGCUGUAGUGUGGCUGUUUGUUGAAUAGUAUUAAAAAUCUUAAU